Molecule: messenger RNA, 5893 nt
Organism: Tupaia belangeri chinensis (Chinese tree shrew)
Lineage: Eukaryota; Metazoa; Chordata; Mammalia; Scandentia; Tupaiidae
Gene: SEMA3D
Product: semaphorin 3D
Exons: 18
Coding region: 408-2717 (769 amino acids)
Biological process (GO): axon guidance; semaphorin-plexin signaling pathway; negative chemotaxis
Cellular component (GO): plasma membrane
Molecular function (GO): chemorepellent activity; semaphorin receptor binding
Source: RefSeq, a predicted model, not a curated record
CUGAGUCUCUCCCAGGACAGCUGCUGCGGUCACACCACAAACUUAAAAGCCGCCCUCCCGCUUGGAGCGUGCCUUUCCUCGCCGCCCUCGCCUCUCCAAUCUCCAGCUGGUGCCUCGCUCUCCGCCCGGCCGGGUCCGGCGCUCAGGGGCAGCAGCGCCCCCUGCCUCCCGGCCUGACCUCUGCGGCCGCAGUCUCCGCGCUCUGCCAGGGCCGCCGGCGGCUCCGCGGCUCAGCCAGCGCGGAGGCUCAGAGAACUGCCGGUGCCCCGGGUCUCCGCCGCGCUCGCCCUCGCCCUCAGCCUGCGCCCCCUGCCUCUCCCUGAACCCGCAGCGGGAAACGGAAGAGGGCAAGAAGAGUUCUCAGCAGUUUGAAUUAACACUGUUUGGAAGAGACCAUAGUUUUCAUCAUGAACACUAAUAAAGAUGAGAGACCUACGUCGAGAAAUCAAGAUCUUCAUCUAUUUCAUGCUUUGAUGAUGCUAAGCAUGACCAUGUUAUUUCUCCCAGUCAUUGGAACUUCUAAGCAAAAUAUUCCAAGACUCAAGCUAACCUACAAAGAUUUGCUACUGUCAAAUAGCUGUAUUCCCUUUUUGGGUUCAUCAGAAGGACUGGAUUUCCAAACUCUUCUGUUAGAUGAGGAGAGGAGCAGGCUGCUCCUGGGAGUCAAGGACCACAUCUUCCUGCUCAGCCUGGUCGACUUAAAUAAAAAUUUUAAAAAGAUUUAUUGGCCUGCUGCAAAGGAACGGGUGGAAUUAUGUAAACUAGCUGGGAAAGAUGCCAAUACAGAAUGUGCAAAUUUCAUCCGAGUACUUCAACCCUAUAACAAAACUCACAUUUAUGUGUGUGGAACUGGAGCAUUUCAUCCAAUAUGUGGAUAUAUUGAUCUUGGACUCUACAAGGAGGAAAUUUCAUUCAAACUAGACACGCAUAACUUGGAGUCUGGCAGACUGAAAUGUCCUUUUGAUCCUCAGCAGCCAUUUGCUUCAGUAAUGACAGAUGAGUAUCUCUACUCUGGAACAGCUUCUGAUUUCCUUGGCAAGGAUACUGCAUUCACACGGUCCCUCGGGCCUUCUCAGGACCACCAUUACAUCAGAACUGAUAUUUCAGAACAUUACUGGCUCAAUGGAGCAAAAUUUAUUGGAACAUUCCCCAUACCAGAUACCUACAAUCCAGAUGAUGAUAAAAUAUAUUUCUUCUUCCGUGAGUCAUCUCAAGAAGGCAGUACUUCUGAUAAGACCAUCCUUUCUCGAGUUGGAAGAGUUUGUAAGAAUGAUGUAGGAGGACAACGCAGCCUGAUAAACAAGUGGACGACUUUUCUUAAGGCCAGAUUAAUUUGCUCAAUUCCCGGAAGCGAUGGGGCCGAUACUCAUUUUGAUGAGCUUCAAGAUAUUUAUUUACUUCCCACACGAGAUGAAAGAAAUCCUGUAGUAUAUGGAGUCUUUACCACAACCAGCUCCAUCUUCAAAGGCUCUGCUGUUUGUGUGUAUAGCAUGGCAGACAUCAGAGCAGUUUUUAACGGUCCCUAUGCUCAUAAGGAAAGUGCAGACCAUCGCUGGGUGCAAUAUGAUGGACGAAUUCCUUACCCGCGACCUGGGACGUGUCCAAGCAAAACCUACGACCCAUUGAUUAAAUCCACCCGAGAUUUUCCCGAUGACGUCAUCAGUUUCAUUAAGCGGCACCCGGUGAUGUUCAAGUCAGUAUACCCAGUUGCUGGAGGACCAAGAUUUAAACGGAUCAAUGUGGAUUACAGACUGACACAGAUAGUGGUGGAUCAUGUCAUUGCAGAAGAUGGCCAGUAUGAUGUGAUGUUUCUUGGAACAGACAUUGGAACUGUCCUAAAAGUUGUCAGCAUUUCGAAAGAAAAGUGGAACAUGGAAGAGGUAGUGUUGGAGGAGCUGCAGGUCUUCAAGCACUCAUCAAUCAUCUUGAACAUGGAGUUGUCUCUGAAGCAGCAACAGUUGUACAUUGGUUCCCGGGAUGGAUUGGUUCAGCUCUCCUUGCACAGAUGCGGUACAUACGGGAAAGCUUGUGCUGACUGCUGCCUUGCCAGAGACCCCUACUGCGCCUGGGAUGGACACGCCUGCUCUCGAUAUGCGCCCACUUCAAAACGGCGAGCUCGACGCCAAGAUGUAAAGUAUGGAGACCCAAUUACCCAGUGCUGGGACGUUGAAGACAGCAUUAGUCAUGAGACUGCUGAUGAAAAGGUGAUUUUUGGCAUUGAAUUUAAUUCAACUUUUCUGGAAUGCAUACCGAAAUCCCAGCAAGCAUCUAUUAAGUGGUAUAUCCAGCGGUCAGGAGAUGAGCAUCGAGAAGAGUUGAAACCCGAUGAAAGGAUCAUCAAAACGGAAUAUGGGCUACUGAUUCGAAGUUUGCAGAAGAAGGACUCUGGGAUGUAUUACUGCAAAGCACAGGAGCACACUUUCAUCCACACCGUAGUGAAGCUGACUUUGAAUGUCAUUGAGAAUGAACAGAUGGAAAAUACCCAGAGGGCAGAGUAUGAGGAAGGGCAGGUCAAGGAUCUAUUGGCUGAGUCACGGUUGAGAUACAAAGACUACAUCCAAAUCCUUAGCAGCCCAAACUUCAGCCUGGACCAGUACUGCGAACAGAUGUGGCACAGGGAGAAGCGGAGACAGCGAAAUAAGGGCGGCCCAAAGUGGAAGCACAUGCAGGAAAUGAAGAAGAAACGAAAUAGAAGACACCACAGAGACCUGGAUUAGAUUCCUAGAGCUAUGGCCACGUAGUUUUCUAUUUAAUUUAACGAAAAGAAUUCUUUUCCUGCACAAAUACUGUCUUCUAUUUUGUAAAUCCCUUAUACUAACUCAGAAUUGCUUCUCAUGGCGUUUUGCUAAGGCACAAGAACAAUAAUCUGAAUAGACUGGUGAAAGUGGGAAAAGAAAGGGCAAAUGCUUCAUCUGAACCAGUUUUCCAAGAACAAAAUGUCUACUUGCCAAGUAUCAGUUAUUUUCAAAGUAGAGGCUUUAUAAUUGUAAAUGUUUUAUGUUUUGAGUUUUUUAAUUUUAUGUCCUAUAAAUAAUUGAGUUCAGUAAGCAUCAAAUUUGAUCUUGUAUUAAGGUGCUUUAUUCCCUUGUAUGCCCACUAAGCAUGGAGUUGACUAUGCAGUGUAACCACGUUCUUAUGAACAGAGAUUCUAAUCCACUCUAGAGCUAGCUAUCUUGUGCUAAGAAUUGGAAAGAAGAUCCAAAUUAAGACAACUGAAAUUACCAACAGGAACUUUCCUAAGGAGCUAUUCAUUUUUGGAGCAUGGUGUAGGAAUUUGGAGAUGUGCAUUAUUUCUCUCAGGCCACAGGGGUUACAUUUAGUGCACUGAAACUUUGAUUUACUGAAGGGCAUUAAUGCUCCCCCCAGGAUUCCAUAUGACUUGUCAAGAGUAACAGACUCAUAGGGAGAAGUCGGUUAUGUUUCUGGAAUAUAUGCUGAGCUCUACAGGGACAGAAUGCUUAAUAAAUAUUUUAAUAAGAUAUGGGAAAAUAUUUUAAUAAAAUAAGGGAAGCAUUAUGAUGUAUACUGCAACCUAAUGGGAAACCAUGCAGAUGGGAUUUAUUAGGAGACAGAAGGAAAGACAGCCAUAAAUUCUGGCUUUGGGGAAAACUCAUAUCCCCAUGAACAGGAAGAACAAUCACAAAUAAAGUGGGCAACAUGUAAUGGAGCUCUUUUCACUAGAGCCUAAGUUGCUGACAAUUUGUAAUUCAUCUGCUAAGAAAUAAAAUCUAGAUAUAACAAAUGGCCAGCAAAAGUCUGAGGAAAAGUAAUUUUCUAAAGGAUCAUGGGAAGGAUGACCAUAUUUUAUUUAUAACCUUGGUGUUUCAGUAUGUAUUGCCUCUUUUUUUUUUUAGGUAUUUAUCAUAAUCUGUAUAUUAUUUCCAUUUCCUGCCUUUAUUCUCUCCUGCAUAUUGGAUUAUUUGAUUGAUUAUAUUUGAGCGAAUAGGAAAACACAGUAUAUAAUACAGAGGGAGAUAGAAUUAAGUAGAUGGCAGUUGUGGGAGUGGGGAUAUAUAUUUGCUGAAUAACAGAACAAGUGCAAAAUUUUGACAACGGAAAGGGUUAAAUGAACUCUUUGACAUCUUUUCUUUACAUACUUUUUUGCAUUUCUGUGAUGAUAGUUGUAGUUCAAGUAGCAUUGUUUUAAUAAUUUAACGAUAAGCUGCCCACACGUUAAGAAUACAAACAAAAAACCUCACAACAUUAACAUAAACAGCUUUCAUUUUUUUGUUAGGGCUCUCAAAUGUUUCCAAUUUGACUUUCCCUCUGAAUAUGUAUGGUGUUUCCUGUCUGUUUAAGCGGGACUCACCUUUCCUUUUUAUAACACAAAACCCUUCUCCUUCUUCUGUUUUGCCUUUUCACGCCCUUUAUAGUGUGAAAUGAAAAAUUAGUCACUUCCUCACAUGGAAAGCAGCUUUUCAGAAAACUAAAUAACAGACAUUGCUCGUUUCUCAUGCAUUCUACGUGUUGUGAAAGACAAGUCUGUGAGAAACUGUGUGAUUAGAGGGCAACGCACUACGGAGCCUGUGCCUGGCUCUGCGUUCAGAACAUUAUCUCGGGUCUUACAUUUAUUUUAUUUGCAGUGGUUACCUGUCUCAAAGUAGUUACAGGAAUACGUGGCAUUUUAGAACACCCUUUUGAUAUUAUAUGCACAGAUAUUUGUGCAUGCUUCACUGUAAGGAAGAGUUAAGGAAGAAUGUUAACAAACUAUGCCAGGAUGAAUAAUUCUUCUGAAAAGUAAUGUGUAAUAAUACUUAUGACAGGAUGGGACUAACUGAACAACAUAAGUAGGGUAUUUGUAAGUAUGAUUUCCUAGGAUAAACAUUCCAGAAACUCUAAACAACAUUAAAGCAAAAGGAUGGGAACAUACUUUAUUUUUUCAAAAAAUUUUCAACUCUUUAUGGAGCAGAUCAGAGUGACCAAGUUAUGGCUUUCGAAAAUUACAUGAAGCACAAGUGUUAGGGCUGACUUCUAGAAAUCAACUUUGUUCUCAAACAAAUAUGAAUGUCCAAGUAAUUUUUUAAUUAUUUCUUUCCAAUCUUAGCUAUUCAGACAAAAUUUUAGAAACCUAGUUUAUGACUUAUAUCUAAUAUUAUGGCUGUGUUGGAUACAAGUUAUUAAUUUAUGAUAGUCAUUUAAAUAUAUUGGAAAUAUUAUUAGCAAAAUAAAAUUUUAUAUAAUAAAUAAAAUAGGAGCAAUGGUUUACAUGUAUUUUCAGAGACAGAGGCUAGCUAAAUGACAUUUAAGUUUUUGAACUAUUUAAAUGUCUUAAAAGAAUGGUGCAAAUAUAUUAAGUUCACAAACACAGUAUAUACUUUCUCAUCACUAAAGAUUUUACCAAAUUUGCUUUGAAAUGAUGAAAAAGAAAAUCAAGACUACUUGUGUCAAAUAUGCUAUCUGGAGAGGAUCUUAAAAUAUUCUUGGUUUCACAUGUAUUCUUUUCUCUUGUCUCCAAUAUGUAUGUCUUUGCCUUCAUUGUGUGUUCUUGCCUACAUUUCAUUCCAGCUAUUUUUGCUGCUAAGUGGAAUCCUGCCUGUCUGCAUUCAUUUACAUUCAAUUUAUUAGGAAUUUUAAAUUUGUUUAGAAAUGGAUAUUCUAAUUAAGUAAUAUAUGUUGAAACUCCUCCGCCCCAAAAAGCUCUAAAUACUGAGUUCACAUUAUUGAGUGAACAGUUCUGAACAUCAACUAAAUUAGUGGAUAAAUGAAAAAGUAGUCUGGAGAACUUCAAUAAUUUGCAAAAGCCACAAAAGUAGUAGAAUAACUAUAAUUCACACAAAGUCUCACCAUUCUGUUGGCCAAAAUAAUAAUGCUUAUUUAUAAUAGGCUGGUUACAAAAUGGACUUAAGUAUUCAAUUUUGCUUUUGUCUAUAUUUUGGUUCUUCAUAUACUAUCA